Molecule: messenger RNA, 1095 nt
Organism: Microdochium trichocladiopsis
Lineage: Eukaryota; Fungi; Ascomycota; Sordariomycetes; Xylariales; Microdochiaceae
Exons: 4
Coding region: 1-861 (286 amino acids)
Source: RefSeq, a predicted model, not a curated record
AUGGACAAGGCAAAGAAGGUUGCCGAGAAGGUCACCGGACACACCGAAUCCGGAGAGACUACCAAGUUCUCAUCCGGCUACGAACACCCGCCGCAAUCGCAGUCACAGCCAGGACUAGAGCGUGAUCUAGAGCCGAAGCCGACCAAGGCACACCUCCGCAGCGAAGAUGAAGACUACCAGCUGUACCGACCGGCCAACAAGCUCGCCGGCAAACGCGCCCUCGUCACCGGCGGAGACUCGGGCAUCGGCCGCGCUGAGGAAGACGCGCAGCACACCAAAGCGCAGAUCGAGAAGAACGGCCGGCAGGCGGUGCUGAUCGCCGCCGACCUCCGCGCUCCGACUGCCUGUCUAGAGGCAGUCAAGCGGGUCGUCGCCGCCCUCGGCGGCAUCGACAUCUUGGUCAACAACGUCGCGUACCAAAUGGAGCAGCAGGAUAUUGCGGAUAUCUCCGAGGAGGAAUAUCACCGAACCAUGCAGACCAACAUCGACGCUCCCUUCUUCAUGAGCAAGUACGCGCUGCCGCACAUGUCGGCGGGCAGCAACAUCAUCAACACGACGUCGGUCGACGCCUAUAUCGCGCCGCCGACGCACCUCGACUACGCCGCCUCCAAGGGCGUCGUGCUGACCUUCACGCGCGCCCUGGCGCACCAGCAAGCGAGUAAGGGUAGCCAGUACAAGUCCCGUCUCUUCAGCCUCACCAACUCGUCACCACCGCUCGAUAUGGCCUCGGCGAGAUGCUCGCAGGAAAUAGCUUCCGCUUCAACGCUUUCUCCAGGAUUUCGCAACGGAACAAAAUCGGCCCGCGUCUGCGGCGAGAGCAGCCGAAUCGGGGAUAGUUUCAGGCAUGAAGUGAUCCAAUGAGAGGCGGCCAGAGGACCCACUUUUGACCAUCGGUUUCACUCAUUAUAGACGGCUCUAUGUGGCCUCGCACAACCUAGCGAAGACCGGUUAGCAGAUCCGGGCCUGAGAUAGUACCCAACUUGUCCGUCAUGGAAAUUCGCCAUUGAAGGAGGGAGCCAAAAGAUGUCCCUCCACCGGGGACCAGAUUUGUCCCCAGUCGGCCGCGAAACAGAGAUAUCCAAUGAUAGUGCGCCU